AUGGGCGAUUCUCAGGGGUUGCGAGGGCGACCUGAAGGCGGGGUGGGCCUUAUCCUGGUAGCUCUUUCCCAAGUGUUCUGUGCUUUGAUGAAUGUGGGGGUGAAGCUUCUGACUGCCUUACCCGAUCCCCCGCCAGCACUGGAGAUCUUGUUCUUCCGAAUGGCAGGGUUCAUGAAGAUCCUCACAUACACGUGGUGUCUCACCUACAUGCGCUUCAAGGAAAUACCAGACCCUCUUCUGGGACCUUCUGGUCUUCGAGCGGCAUUUGUCCUCAGAGGCGUAUCUGGUUUCUUCGGCAUAUUCGGAAUAUAUUACAGUCUCCAAUUCCUGUCCCUUUCAGAUGCUGUUGCAAUCACUUUCCUCUCACCCACCUGUAUCGCUAUAAGUGGAUGGCUAUUCCUAAAAGAACAAUCAACUUUGAAAGAGCUAGGCGCAGGUUUCGUAUCAAUGUCUGGCGUGGUGCUCAUUGCUCGACCGGAAACGAUCUUCGGAACCACAUCAUCGAAUCCGUCAGUAGAGAAAGGGACGCCUACUCAACGUCUGAUAGCCGUGGGAAUAGCACUGAUUGGUGUCAUAGGAAAUACGGUAUCAAUUGUAACUAUCAGAUUCAUAGGCGACCGAGCGCAUCCCAUGCAUUUAGUAGCAUUCUUUGCUGCCUGGUGUUUGGCUCUAUCGGGUGUCGGAACGGUCACUAUGGACAUCAAAUGGAUCCUUCCUGCCGAUCCUAAAUCUAUGAUUGGAAUAGUUUUUGUCGCCUUUUGUGGGUUCGCAUUUCAAAUACUCCUGACGGCUGGUCUACACCACGACACUGCGGGAAGAGCGUCCAUUGCUCUGUAUUUUCAAGUGGUAUUCAGCCUCAUUUUUGAGCUGACCAUAUUCCACAACUCACCGCACUUCCUCGGUAUCCUUGGGACUGCAAUGAUCAUCGCUGGCGCAAUGUAUGUCGCUGCUUCAAAGAAACCCCACGAAUCAAUAAUGCCUGACGACGACACUUCCAUAUCGCUCCUCCCGCUGGAAUGA
Molecule: messenger RNA, 1020 nt
Organism: Cantharellus anzutake
Lineage: Eukaryota; Fungi; Basidiomycota; Agaricomycetes; Cantharellales; Hydnaceae
Product: drug/metabolite transporter
Exons: 11
Coding region: 1-1020 (339 amino acids)
Cellular component (GO): membrane
Source: RefSeq, a predicted model, not a curated record